This is a messenger RNA of Cladophialophora yegresii CBS 114405, 417 nucleotides long. RefSeq names its product ER-derived vesicles protein ERV14. Bases 1 to 417 code for a protein of 138 amino acids. Gene Ontology annotation, cellular component: COPII-coated ER to Golgi transport vesicle; endoplasmic reticulum membrane. Gene Ontology annotation, biological process: endoplasmic reticulum to Golgi vesicle-mediated transport. The record is from RefSeq and is a predicted model, not a curated record. Lineage: Eukaryota; Fungi; Ascomycota; Eurotiomycetes; Chaetothyriales; Herpotrichiellaceae. The transcript is spliced from 4 exons.
AUGUCGGGCGAGGCGUGGCUCUACCUGCUGGCCGUGCUUAUCAAUGCCGUCAACCUGUUCCUCCAAGUCUUCUUCACCAUCAUGUACAGCGAUCUCGAAUGCGACUACAUCAACCCAAUCGACCUUUGCAACCGCCUCAACACAUACAUCGUUCCCGAAGCCGCUGUCCACGCAUUCCUCACCUUCCUCUUCCUGAUCAAUGGGUACUGGCUGGCGUUGAUUCUUAAUCUGCCUCUUGCCGCAUACAAUGCGAAGAAGAUUUUCGACGGCCAACACCUUCUCGACGCAACCGAAAUAUUCCGCAAACUCAACGUACACAAAAAGGAAUCAUUUAUCAAGCUUGGCUUCCACUUGAUCAUGUUCUUCUUCUAUCUCUACAGCAUGAUCGUUGCCUUGAUCAGAGAUGAAUCCAAUUGA